AUGAGUGAAACUUUGACUACAUCUUCUUCUAUUGCAUCUACAACAAAAAAGCGUCAUAAAAGUCAUUCAUUUCUUAAAGACAUAUCAUUGUCUGCUAAUAUCCAUAAUAAACAACUGCCAAACCAUCGCUAUCAACAUCAUUUAAGUCGAUCUACUUCAGAUAGUGGUACGAAACAGUCAAAAGAGGCUUUACAAACAGCAACACUACCUACUCAAUAUAGUAACUCUACCCUUCAUAGAACAACACCAGACAAUCAUCAUGCGUCAUCUACGAAUAGUUUUCUAUUUAAUUUUGGACUCAAGUCAUCAAGAAAGCAAAGCACCCACUUAUCUUCAAAGGAAUUUUGUAAAGGUCAACAAACAAGAUCUUUAAGUACGACAGUAAGACCGUUAAAGAACUUUUUAACCUCUUCAAAAUCAACAUAUAGUCGACUUUCAAUCAUUAGUUCACCAACAAAUAAUCCAGAAGCGGCAAUAGCUAUGAAUCCUUUAAAGAAACAUUCACAGCAUGUUACAAGUAUAACCUCCAGUAGUGAAAAUUUAAUAUCAACAAAACCUAUUUUACCAGUUGGGUUACAACAAGAUAUCACCCGAUUUGCAAUGAAUGGAUUUGCUCAAAAAUAUUUCUCGACUCAUAAAAAAGGAUUAUUUAGAAGGAGAGUUCCUAUGGCGAAGAUGUUGAAAUGGACAAAAGAUCCUAUUAAACAACCUUUAAUUAUGUUGAACAAGGAUCUCUAUAAGGAUGCGCUUAGAUGCUUUAAAAUGAUUCAAACAAUUAUGGGUGAUAGACCACCUCACAAAUCACUACCACGACCUCAUAAUGUAAUAGAAGAUAUACAGAGUAUUUUGAGCUGUGGUAUUACUAAAGGUCAAAUGCGUGAUGAAAUAUAUGUACAAGUUUGUAAACAAUUGAACAAUAAUCCAAAUGGGGAUAGUAUUCGUAAAGGUUGGGAAAUCCUCUGUAUCAUCAGUACUACCUUUCCUCCUUCAAAGAACUUGGAGACUUAUUUAACUAGUUUUGUUGAACAGAAUCAUGCUAUUGAAGAAAAUCAUGUAGGUAUCAUUAGUCAACAUGUUUCAACAAAGUUAAAGCGUGCAUGUAUUAGAGGUGCAAAAGGAAAAGUAUUGACAAUUGCAGAAAUUCAACGAGCCAAAGAAGCACCAUUUAAACCGUCUGUAUUUGGUGAAUCACUCAGUUUUAUUAUCAAUUUACAAAAAGAUACAUCAUCGUUGCAAAUACCUCAAAUUGUACCCUUUUUAACAAAUGCUGUAUUGCAAGCAAAUGGUAAAUAUUCAGAAGGUAUAUUUCGUGUUCCAGGAGAUGCAGAUGCAGUGACAGACUUGAGGAUUAAAAUUGAAAAUGGACAUUAUGAUGCAAUAGGCGUUACAGAUCCAAAUGUACCUGCUUCAUUACUCAAGUAUUGGUUAAGGGAUUUAGCAGAGCCCAUUAUUCCUUCUAAAGAUUACGAGGAUUGUAUUCAAUUUGCAGAAGAUGCAGAAAAGGCAACUACUAUUAUUAAUCGAUUACCUGAUACAAAUAGGCGUAUUAUAUUGUUUAUUAUUAGUUUUUUACAAGAAUUUACAUCGGAUCCGGCUAUUAUUAAAAAUACAUUAAUGAACGUCAAUAACCUUGCUAUGGUCUUUGCACCUAAUUUUUUACGUUGUCCAUCAGAAAGUUUAACAACAGUCUUUGAAAAUUCGAAAUAUGAACAAGCCUUUUUAAGAACGUUGAUUAAUCAAAUGGUAGCAGAUGCCGAUGCGUGUGCUUACGAUCCUGAUAAUAGUAAGGCCAUUGGAAUUUUAUUGCAACAAUAA
Molecule: messenger RNA, 1815 nt
Organism: Cokeromyces recurvatus
Lineage: Eukaryota; Fungi; Mucoromycota; Mucoromycetes; Mucorales; Mucoraceae
Product: Rho GTPase activation protein
Exons: 9
Coding region: 1-1815 (604 amino acids)
Biological process (GO): signal transduction
Cellular component (GO): cytoskeleton; cytoplasm
Molecular function (GO): GTPase activator activity
Source: RefSeq, a predicted model, not a curated record